This is a messenger RNA of Aspergillus nidulans FGSC A4, 891 nucleotides long. RefSeq names its product glycoside hydrolase family 16 protein. The transcript is spliced from 3 exons. The coding region runs from base 1 to 891 and encodes 296 amino acids. Gene Ontology annotation, biological process: carbohydrate metabolic process. NCBI's taxonomy places the organism in Eukaryota, Fungi, Ascomycota, Eurotiomycetes, Eurotiales, Aspergillaceae. The record is from RefSeq and is a predicted model, not a curated record. Gene Ontology annotation, molecular function: hydrolase activity, hydrolyzing O-glycosyl compounds. Gene Ontology annotation, cellular component: plasma membrane.
AUGUCUUCUCUCCUCAAAAUCUCGAUCAUCCUCGCCGGAAUGGCGGCCGCUCAGAACACUGAGUGUGGCUGUUAUUCGACGGAUGGCGUCACGGCUGCCACAUACACGAACCGCAUCUACCAUGAUUUCCGCUCCCUAGAUGAGACUGGAACCCUCUACACUGGAGAGCCUGCUAACGUCACCAAUGACGAUGAGUCUGCCGCUGCACCUGUGCAGUCUGGGUAUCUGACGUCCGAUGGCUUUGUCAAUGACUUCGGUAUCCAGACAUGGGGCUCACCAGCGAGUGAAGAUACGCCGUUGAGAAAACAGUAUAGCAAUGCGAAUGUCUAUAUUGAGCAUGACGGCUCCAGCAGUUCAACGCACCUCACUCUGCGCUCCUACCGCAACGCGGACUUUGUCUCCACUGCCGAGAUCGACAGCAAGCUGCAAAACAUCUUCCACGCCUCUAUCACAGUCCGCGCGCGCGUUCGCGGGGCCGCCGGCGCCUGCGCCGGAAUCUUCACUUACCUCGACGACAAGACUGAGAGCGAUAUUGAGAUCCUGACCCGCGACCCGACGAAUCACAUCCGCUACACGAAUCAGCCUGGUCUGGACAGCGAUGGGAACGAGAUCCCUGGCGCGUCGACGGACGCCGUCUUGCCGAACGGUGCCGUUUGGACUGACUGGGUUGAUCACCGGCUUGAUUGGACGCCUGAGCUGAGUGCGUUUUAUGCCAAUGGGGAACUCGUCGAGACCAAGACGUACGGGAUCCCGGACGCUCCGAGCUCUUUCAUUGUGAACCUUUGGGGUGAUGGGGGCUCAUGGUCUGGUACGCCAGACAUUGAAUCUGCAGCGUAUCUCGAUAUCCAGUGGAUUGAGGUCCUUUUCAACACUUCCGAUGCGUCGGCCUGA